Molecule: messenger RNA, 896 nt
Organism: Musa acuminata AAA Group (dessert banana)
Lineage: Eukaryota; Viridiplantae; Streptophyta; Magnoliopsida; Zingiberales; Musaceae
Product: two-component response regulator ORR2-like
Exons: 5
Coding region: 108-692 (194 amino acids)
Biological process (GO): phosphorelay signal transduction system; cytokinin-activated signaling pathway
Source: RefSeq, a predicted model, not a curated record
CCCUCCGGCCUCUGGGGUUGAUCUCCUCCUCCUCUCUGCCGCAUGCAUGAUAGAAUUCUUGCGUUGGACUCUGCGGUGAGUGAGUUGCAGGUAGAUAGAGGAGGAAGAUGAGCAAGGAGGAGGUGGAGGAGGCGAGAGAGGAGGGGAGUCAUGGCAGCAUGUUUGAGGGAGGGGUGGAGGUGAGGGUGUUGGUGGUGGAUGACUCCCCGGUGGACAGACGGGUGGUGGAAGGGUUGCUCAAGAGGAGUGGAGCCAUGUUUCAAGUUAUAGCUGUCGAUAGCGGAAAAAGAGCAAUGGAAGUUCUUGGAUUGACUGAAGGGAAGGAGGCUGAACAGCCUACUGUUGAUGAUCCAAAGAUAGACAUAAUCCUCACCGAUUACUGUAUGCCGGAAAUGACUGGUUAUGAUCUUCUAAAGGCUGUCAAGGAGCAGAGCUGUCAAAAACCUAUUCCUGUGAUCAUAAUGUCAUCAGAGAAUGAGCCACAGAGAAUCAGCAGGUGCCGAGCUAUUGGCGCUGAGGACUAUCUCCUUAAACCUCUUCAAACAAAUGAUGUACUGAGACUGAGGGAUUAUGUUCGACCGACAGCGUUAUCACCCAAAACAGGCACCAAAAGGAAGAUCGCAAUAGAAAUGAUGGCUGAGAACAGUGGUUCGGAGAGGAGACAAUGCCUUGCUGGGUUGGCAGUGGCCUGAUGAUAAUCAUUCAAGCAUGAUAAGGAGGCUCUCAUGCUGUAACAACAAUUUAGUGCCUAUCAUAAUAUAUCCCACCUCUCCUUGUGCUCUCAGUAGUGAGUUUGCUUGUUGGUGUGAGUGGAUGAAUCAUCUACAGACAACUGUUCUUCUGAGUUCUUGUGAAUGUUCUCCUAAUUAAAUUCCAUAAAAGUUCUGAUUCUUCUA